AAAAGGACUGCAAAGUGACAUCCUAGAUACUGUGAGGGCACUACGGAUUUGAUAAUCACUUCACGGCGGUGUAUGCAUCGGUAGUUUGCAGGGCUAAAUGAGCAUUUACUAGCUAGUUCUACGAGGAAGGUAAUGAAAAGUCCCGAGAAUUAUUUAUGCCUGGCUCCAACGACCAAGUCGCCCCUCCAUGACAGGCACUGCACCAGCUCCCUUCAGGACUAUGUCGGAUUUGAUACACUUCUUUAGGAUAAGACUCAAGAGGCAGCAAUAUGUCGGCAAGGUUCGCUUCUCCCAUUUCGACACACAUGUGCAGUCAUCCAAAAAGGUGCUUGUGGCAACAGAGAAUAAUGUUUUUGCUGCACUAAACACCAGGACUGGAGACCUCUUCUGGAGACAUGUGGACAAGACUGGGCCAGAGGGCAGCAUUGACGCCCUUCUGCAUCAUGGACAAGAUGCGGUGCUGGUAGUUGGUAAUGGCCGCCUGCUGCGGUCCUGGGAUAUAAAUGUUGGCGGUUUGAACUGGGAGAUUGUGCUCGACUCUGGCAGUUUCCAGGCCGCAUGUUUAAGUGGACAGCAGGACAGCGUAAAACACGUGGCUGUUUUGAAGAAAACUGCCAUCUCUCUCCAUUACCUUUCUAAUGGUCAUCAAAAGUGGAUAGAGAAUCUUCCAGAAAGUGAAACGGUGGAUUACCAGGCUGUGUAUUCUGGUGGAAAUGGUGAAGUAUAUGCACUGGGAGUUGUUCCCCAUUCCCACAUUGCUGUUGUGGUUUACAGUGUCGAUGAUGGAGAGAUAAUCAGACAGGUAUCGGUCGAAGCUCCAUGGCUGUCAAACAUCCAGGGCAGCUGUGCAGUGAUCAGCAAGGGGAUGCUGACUUGCGUGGACCCUGCAGCUGUGUCCUUGUAUAUGCUGGACUUGCACGCAGAGUCACAGAUGACCCAGAUCCCCCUGCAGUCACUGGGACUUGAAGUCGCCCCCGGCUUCCAUCCAGUUCUGGUGUCCACACAGCCCAACCCGGCCCAGCAGCCGCUGUCAGAGUUCUUUGUUCAGCUCGGGCCUGAAAACUAUGUGCUCCUCCAGCUCAACAAUGGGCAAAUAGUCACACUGAGGGAUUUCAAGCCUGCUAUGCUGGUUUCUUUUGCGACCGCUGGAGAGAAGACCGUUGCUGCUAUUAUGUCGCCCAAGAACAAAACUGCAUGCAGUAUCAACCUUUUUAGUGCAGAAACUGGACGCAGACUUCUGGACACAACAAUGAUUUACAGUUUGGAUCCUAAUGUUGGGAAACCAGAGAAACUGUACGUACAGGCGUUCCUCAAGAAAGACGACGCUGUUGGUUACAGGGUCAUGGUGCACUCAGAGGACCAUGCACUCUCAUUUCUACAACAGCCAGGGCGUGUAAUGUGGACAAGAGAGGAGGCCCUGUCAGAUGUGGUGACAAUGGAAAUGGUGGAUCUGCCUCUCACAGGAACGCAGGCCGAGCUGGAGGGAGAGUUUGGCAAAAAAGCCGCCAUUCAAGACGGGCUGAUGUCCAUGGUGCUGAAGAGGCUUUCCUCUCAGCUCAUCUUGCUACAGGCCUGGAUCGCCCACCUCUGGAAGCUGUUCUACGAUGCCCGGAAGCCGCGCAGUCAAGUUAAAAACGACGUGACCAUCGAGAAUCUAUCCAGAGACGAGUUCAACUUGCAGAAGAUGAUGGUUAUGGUCACUGCGUCUGGGAAGCUCUUUGGGAUUGACAGCAAGACAGGCAGUAUUUUAUGGAAGCACUACCUGGAAGACGUUCCAUCGAAUGCAGCCUUCAAACUUAUGGUGCAACGGACCACCGCACACUUCCCUCAUCCGCCACAGUGCUCACUGAUCAUCAAAGACAAGGACACGGGCCUGGCCACACUCCAUGUAUUUAAUCCCAUCUUUGGAAAGAAAAGUCACGUCACUCCUCCUGCUCUGCCUCAGCCCAUCCUUCAGUCCCUCAUGCUGCCUCUCAUGGACCAGGAUUAUGCUAAAGUCUUACUACUUGUUGAUGACCAGUACAAGGUGUCUGCUUUUCCCUCUACAAAGAAUGUUCUACAGCAGCUGCAGGAGAUGGCCUCAUCCAUAUUCUUUUUUCUUAUUGACUCCAGCCAGGGAAGACUUUCUGGCUACAGGCUACGAACGGACUUGUCGACUGAGCUGAUCUGGGAGGUCGUCAUCCCGACCGAGGUGCAGAAGAUUGUUUCAGUCAAAGGGAAAAGGCCCAAUGAGCAUGUGCACUCCCAGGGCAGAGUGAUGGGAGACCGCAGCGUCCUCUAUAAGUACCUGAACCCCAAUCUGCUCGCUUUGGUGACCGAGAGCACAGACCAGCAUCAGGAGCGAAGUUUCAUUGGGAUCAUCCUGAUUGAUGGCGUGACCGGUCGCAUCAUCCACGAGGCCGUUCAGAGAAAAGCCAAAGGACCGGUGCACGUUGUGCACUCUGAAAACUGGGUGGUGUACGAAUACUGGAGCACCAAGUCUCGCAGGAACGAGUUCUCUGUCAUUGAGCUGUACGAGGGCAUGGAGCUCUACAACAGCACAGUUUUCAGCUCACUGGAUCGGCCACAUGCUCCUCAGGUGCUUCAGCAGUCUUACAUUUUCCCCUCCUCCAUUUCUACCAUGGAGGCCACACUGACGGAGAAGGGCAUCACCAGCCGCCAUCUGCUUAUUGGCUUGCCAUCUGGAGGGAUUUUGUCAUUGCCCAAGAUGUUCCUUGACCCUCGGAGACCAGAAAUAGUGUCUGAGCAGAGCCGUGAAGAGAACCUGAUACCUUACGCGCCAGAGUUGCUGAUCCGUACAGAGUGGUUUAUCAACUACAAUCAGACAGUAUCAAGAGUGCGAGGAAUUUACACUGCCCCUUCUGGACUGGAGUCAACCUGCCUGGUGGUGGCAUAUGGUCUGGACAUCUACCAGACGCGGGUCUACCCCUCGAAGCAGUUUGACGUACUAAAAGACGACUACGACUACAUGCUGAUCAGUAGCGUUCUCUUCGCCCUUUUCUUUGCCACCAUGAUCAGUAAACGCCUGGCAGAAGUCAAACUGCUCAACCGGGCCUGGCGGUAAAGUGACCGUCACAAUCCCAUCUCUGACAGCCCCGAGGCUGCACCGAGGACCUCAGCCCGAGGAGAUGAUGCCGGCUGGGGCCAUGCCUGUAGAAGAACACAGGUCAAAGUUCAAUAAGGCCCAUAAGGAACUGCAGGGGUGAGGGAACGGCGGGGUGGGGUGAUGAACGGAGGGGUUAGUAGAGGUUUUAUGUGUUUAUUUUUUAACUUAUUUUGCAAGCACAAGGAAUUAUUUCAUAGUAGAUUUAAUGUUUUGGUUUUUUUUGGUUUUUUUUGUUUGUGCCAUGUCAUUUUGAUUAGAUGUUUAAGACAUAGCUGAUUACAACUAAUGAAAAUGGACUUGGAUUUAAUCAACUGUGGGGUUCGGAAACUCCUACACAUGUGAAAGUUAGAAACUUAAACAAUGGUAGUUUUUCCCAAGAUUACAUUUCUUGCCAUUUCUGCUUCAUUAGAUUGUUCUAAUGGAGAGUGAUAAUAAAUGUGGAGGUCAGAGAAAGAGGAGACAGAAGAUGUUUAACACAUGUGAGCAUGAUUUGGUACAACACCAUAGUUGUAUAGUUUGUUACUUUUAGCCUGCUGAAUCACCAUGAUACACACAUGCCAUUUGGUUGGAUGGCAAAUGAACUGUGAAUAAGAGUGAGGAGUUUGUGGCAUGGACAAGACCUGUUGCUUGAAGAAUCUCCCACCAGAGGCACUGUCCUGCUGCUGUCACCGUCCCAUGCUUGACGAGGGAAAAGACCACCGCUCGCCUUUACUUUAGGUACAUCAGUUGUCCUGCAGUUUAUAUGUUUCUUAGCAGUUUGAUCCACUACUGUUGAUGCGCCAUUAAAAUUUGUCUCAGAA
Molecule: messenger RNA, 3906 nt
Organism: Acanthopagrus latus (yellowfin seabream)
Lineage: Eukaryota; Metazoa; Chordata; Actinopteri; Spariformes; Sparidae
Gene: emc1
Product: ER membrane protein complex subunit 1
Exons: 23
Coding region: 188-3064 (958 amino acids)
Biological process (GO): protein folding in endoplasmic reticulum
Cellular component (GO): EMC complex
Molecular function (GO): protein binding
Source: RefSeq, a predicted model, not a curated record